CCGACUGGAAAAUUAGCUCAAUAUAAUUUGGAAGAAGUUUCGAAAUUCCUGAGAAUCCUCUUUAAUUUUAAUCGACAGCGUUAGAGGGACCACAAUUACUGACGCUGUUUAAACGGAAGACAAGAAAUUGACAGUCUGUGUGUGUCUCCGGGUCCAUAAGUCUGCCUCCGCCUCAGCUAACUAAAACAAUCUGUUCUUGUUGGAUUUAGUCAUGGACACGAUAGUACAUUUCACAAAUCAAAGUCAAGGAAGGGACCGUGUUUUGAGGACAACCCAAUAUGCAUGUGCGCUGUCGAUAUAUUUACUCCGAAACAACCCAAACAGGAAGGACUUGGUGGCAAAACUUAAAAGUCUGGAAGCCGACAUGAGUGCUGGACGCAAAUUGUUCAGGCUGGGAAAUACAAUAAAUUCCAUUGAGGCUGCUAAGCGAACCAUGCAACUCUCUGACCGAGUGCUGUGCCUGUGCCUUACUGUGGCCAACAUCAACCGCGCCCUCUACUUUAUCUGUGACAAUGUACUCUGGGCCAGAAAUGUCGGCCUUAUCCGUGAUAUCGACAAGGAACGUUGGAGACUAAGUGCCUCCCGCUUCUACUUCGUCUCACUAGUUAUGAGUCUGACGAGAGAUGUUUAUGGUAUCUUCCAGUUAAUGGUACAGAGAGCAGGAGACAAAGAAUUUAAGCAGAAAAUGGAUUCACAUCUCGAUCAGAACCCGGAAGUAGCUCAGGUCAUCAUUCCCCAGCUGGAUGCUUUUCUUUUUCUGCUGUUGGAGAGCCUAAAAUCACAUCCCGCUGUUGCUUUGGACACAGUCAAAAAUAUUUGUGAUCUCAUAAUUCCCUUAGACAGGUUGGGUAUUUACACGUCAAACGCAGGAGUAGUCGGAUUUUGCGGCCUGAUUUCCUCAUUUAUUGGGAUUGUAACCCUUGCACAGCCCAAGUUAAAAAUCAAACCAUGAUAAUGAGGGUUAUUAAUGGUUGACCAACUGCAGAUAACAAGGCUUAUAAAGACAUACUGGUUGUAAAUGACUUUGUGUCAUCUAGCUAGAGCUGUAAUAAUGGUUAACUGCUGUUAACCCGGUGCACAAGCCAACAAUAACUGAAGGCUUGUAAGUGUCUAGAAUGACUUGAUUGAAGUGUUUUGGAGGAAGAAUGGAACAAAUUUAACAUGAUUUCGUUCUUGAAAUGAACUUUAAUGAAAUAAUGAAAUUCAAUGGGGACCAGUUAAAAUGUAUGGACUCUCACACUCGGUAAAAGGGAGCAAAUCAGGUUUUUAUCGUAGCCUUAUAUAUUUUUGUAUGCGUCCCUGUCUUCUCCAACACCACACAGUCCAUC
This is a messenger RNA of Scomber scombrus (Atlantic mackerel), 1328 nucleotides long. It is a transcript of the gene pex11a, whose product is annotated as peroxisomal biogenesis factor 11 alpha. The transcript is spliced from 3 exons. NCBI's taxonomy places the organism in Eukaryota, Metazoa, Chordata, Actinopteri, Scombriformes, Scombridae. Bases 212 to 952 code for a protein of 246 amino acids. Gene Ontology annotation, cellular component: peroxisomal membrane. The record is from RefSeq and is a predicted model, not a curated record. Gene Ontology annotation, biological process: regulation of peroxisome size; peroxisome fission.